This is a messenger RNA of Cryptococcus amylolentus CBS 6039, 395 nucleotides long. RefSeq lists its product as hypothetical. Lineage: Eukaryota; Fungi; Basidiomycota; Tremellomycetes; Tremellales; Cryptococcaceae. The transcript has 3 exons. The record is from RefSeq and is a predicted model, not a curated record. The coding region runs from base 29 to 325 and encodes 98 amino acids.
CCCAGCACCACUCUCUCCCACCGCCAACAUGUCCAACUUUGCCAAGCAGAUCCCCAAAGCCGUCAGAGAAAUCAGGUUGCAGUUCUGUCAGUCUUCUGCUGCGUCUGCUGGUGUCCGUCAAUUCGUCCAAUCAUCAUACCCCGCUGUGAAGGCUUCCAACCCUGACCUCAAGUUCCUUAUUCGUGAAGCUAGCAACGUCUCGCCCCGCGCCUUUGUCCGAUUCGAGAGAGGAGUCGAAUCAGAAGCCCAGCUCGCCAACUUGUCGGAUGCCGAGGUCGGCAAGGUGCUUUCGACUUUGGUGAACCAACAAACGGGCAAGCUCUGAGCUUUGUAUUGAAUAGUCAGGGAGGGGGUAUUGGAUGGAGAGCAUAGGACCAUGCAAGCUUGUCUCUUUU